Archocentrus centrarchus (flier cichlid) is the source of this 4925-nucleotide messenger RNA. RefSeq names its product tubulin gamma complex component 3 (gene tubgcp3). Gene Ontology annotation, biological process: spindle assembly; microtubule nucleation; mitotic cell cycle. Gene Ontology annotation, molecular function: microtubule minus-end binding; gamma-tubulin binding. Gene Ontology annotation, cellular component: microtubule organizing center; gamma-tubulin complex; spindle pole. Bases 144 to 2861 code for a protein of 905 amino acids. Lineage: Eukaryota; Metazoa; Chordata; Actinopteri; Cichliformes; Cichlidae. The transcript has 23 exons. The record is from RefSeq and is a predicted model, not a curated record.
GUCAUAUUGUUCCUGCGUCGCGCUAGCUUGCCUGAAGUUGUCAAAAUGGCGUUGUUCGUAGUGGGGGAUUGCAGUUAGUUCAUAUUAUUCAGUCACGUUAAUUCAUUUAUCGGGGAACACACGGCACGUUUGCCACGGACAGCAUGGCAACCCUGGAUCAGAAAUCACCCAAUGUCCUCCUCCAAAGCCUGUGCUGCAGAAUCACGGGGAAAAGCGAAGCUGAAGUUGCCCACCAGUUCCAGUAUGCCGUACGAGUCAUUGGCAGUAACUAUGCCCCCACUAUUGAACGAGACGAGUUCCUGGUGUCAGAGAAGAUCAAGAAAGAGCUGCUGAAGCAGCGGAGAGAAGCAGAUGCAGCUCUGUUUUCAGAGUUGCACCGAAAACUUCAGACACAGGCUGUUCUAAAGCAUCGCUGGUCGGUUCUCUACUUGUUGCUUAGCCUUUCUGAAGACCCCCGCAAACCAUCCAGCAGGGUUGGAAACUAUGGGGCACUGUUUGCCCAAGCCCUCCCCAGGGACGCCCACUCCACCCCAUUCUAUUGCACCCGUCCCCAGAGCCUGGCCCUGGGCUAUGGGGAGAGAAGCGCCGGCCUGUCGGCAAGUGUCGGGACCAGUGGGAUUUCCAGUCUAGGAGUUUACACACUGAACGGACCUACACCAACACCGCAGUCACUGCUGGCAGGUCAGCCACCUCAGCCUGCAGCUGGAGGCGGUCAGCCUCUGGGUUCACGGUUAGCCUGGACUCUUCCUGUAAGCUCCUCUCCCAGCUCCGCUCUGGUUCCGCCCACUGCUCGGCCACCCCUCGGGCCUCCAGUUCCCACUGCCAGAGUGGUGCGUCCUCGCCGAGAUGGUGAUGUAGCCGGUGAGGUGAGCGAGGCAGCGUUGGUGCGGGACAUCCUUUAUGUCUUCCAGGGAAUUGAUGGCAAGUUCAUCAAGAUGAGCGCGCAGGAUAAUUGCUACAAAAUAGACAGCAAGGUGGUGCUGUGCAAGUCCCUCAGGGACACCAGCAGCAGACUGGCUGAACUUGGCUGGCUGCACAACAAAGUCAGGAAGUACACUGAUGCCAGGAGCCUCGACCGGGCCUUUGGAUUGGUUGGACAGAGCUUUUGUGCCUCGCUCCACCAGGAGCUAAAGGAGUACUACAGGCUCCUCUCUGUCCUCCACUCACAGUUGCAGGUGGAGGAUGACCAGGGUGUGAACGUGUGCACAGAGAGCAGUUUGACCCUCAGGAGGCUACUGGUCUGGAUGUACGACCCUAAAGUCCGGCUCAAAACGCUCGCUGCCCUCGUCGACUUCUGCCAGGGUCGUAAGGGAGGCGAGCUGGCUUCAGCAGUUCAUGCCUACGGGAAAACGGGAGACCCACAGAUGAGAGCGCUUGUUCAACACAUCCUCAGCCUGGUGUCACACCCCAUUCUCAACUUCCUCUACAGGUGGAUAUAUGACGGGGAGUUAGAAGACACCUACCACGAGUUCUUUGUAGCAUCAGAUCCCAACGUGAAGACCGAUCGUCUGUGGCAUGACAAGUACUCCCUCAGGAAGUCGAUGAUCCCCUCGUUCAUCACCAUGGACCAGGCCCGCAAGGUUCUGCUGAUCGGCAAAUCCAUCAACUUCCUGCAUCAGGUCUGUCAUGAUAGAACGCCACCAGGCAAAAUCACGGCAGCGUCCAAAUCCGCAGACACUCCGAAAGAUGCUGCAGAUCUGCUGUCAGACCUGGAGGGAGCGUUCCAGGAGAAAAUCGACGCGGCCUACUUCGACACCAGCAAGUACCUGCUGGAUGUUCUCAACCGUAACUACCAGUUACUGGAGCACUUGCAAGCCAUGAGGAGAUACCUGCUGCUGGGCCAGGGAGACUUCAUCAGACACCUCAUGGACCUGCUGAAACCGGAGUUGGCCCGUCCUGCCACCACUUUGUACCAACACAAUCUGACUGGUAUCUUGGAGACAGCAGUCAGAGCCACCAACGCCCAGUUUGACAACGCAGAGAUCCUCAAGAGGCUGGAUGUACGCCUGCUAGAGGUUUCUCCUGGUGAUACAGGCUGGGAUGUUUUCAGUCUGGACUACCAUGUUGAUGGACCGAUUUCAACGGUAUUUACAAGGGAGUGCAUGGGCCACUACUUGCGGGUGUUCAAUUUCCUGUGGAGGGCCAAGAGGAUGGAGUACACGCUGACUGACAUCUGGAAGGGACAGAUGUGUAAUGCCAAGUUGCUCAAAACCAUGCCUGAGUUGUCCGGCGUGCUGCAUCAGUGUCACAUCCUGGCCUCCGAUAUGGUCCACUUCAUCCACCAAAUGCAGUACUACAUCACGUUUGAGGUGUUGGAGUGCUCCUGGGACGAGCUGUGGAACAAAGUGCAGCAGGCUCAGGACCUCGACCACAUAAUCGCUGCCCACGAAGUCUUCCUGGACACCAUUAUUUCAAGAUGCCUGCUGGACAAUAACAGCAGGUCUCUUUUGAACCAGCUGAGGGCCAUAUUUGACCAGAUUAUCGAGUUUCAGAACGCGCAGGACUCCCUCUACCGCUCAGCGCUGGAGGAGCUCAGCCUCCGGCUUCAGUAUGAAGAGAAGAAGCGGCAGAGAGAGGAGGAGGGUCAGUGGGGAGUGACAGCCGAGCAGGAAGCAGAGGAGAAGAAGAGGAUUGCAGAGUUCCAGGAAACCAUACCAAAGAUGCGCUCGCAGCUCCGGAUCCUAACACACUUCUACCAGAGCAUCGUCCAGCAGUUUCUGGUGUUGCUCACGACCAGUUCUGAUGAGAGCCUCCGCUUCCUCAGCUUCAGAUUGGACUUCAAUGAGCACUACAGGGCCAGAGAGCCGAGGCUGCGAGCCUCAAUCGGCGCCACCCGGGGGCGACGACUGUCAAACAUCUGAUACGGCGACAGCAGCACUGACGAGGCUUCCCACUUUGGAGCACGUGGCGUGACAUCACAGACGCAGGCCGGACAGCAGACCUUAGCCGCUUUUGUGUCGAGGCGAUGAUGUCAUGCCUUGGAGGAGCGAUCCAGAAACCAUUCUGGUGUCGCCGCAGCGGCGGCGGUUGCCAAGUGAUGACAUCACAGCAGACGGCUCCAAUGAAAUCAGCUGAGCGGGAUCACAAAGGAAGCAAGUCCGGUAAAGUCCAGCGCUCGAAUUUCAGCAAGAAUUCUGCAAAUUCUAAAUCAACUUUGGGCAAACUGCGAGUGUGAGGAGGUAACGAACGCUGCUGUCAGACUGAGAUCUCCCCACCCCGAGUAACACUGGGCCGCCUUCCAUGGCGUGCCUUAUUAAUGAGAAAACAACAAAACCUUUUUCUCUCAGCGCGGCUGCCAAAUCUAGUCCCAACACACGUAAUGUAUGUACAUAGAGGUUAUGCAAAAAUGUCUGUACGUGUAUGCGCAUCUGUACACAUCGAUACCUGUGGCUCUCCAUGCUCUCACUAGGGUUCGGCUGAUAAGGCUCUGAUAUUCAUAAUAGUGUCAGUUUUGUGUUUGAUUGGCACACCCAUAUAUCAGCCUAACCCUAGUGUCUCUCCACUCUCUCCUUCUUACAGUGCAGGGUUUUUUGUUUUUUAGUUUGAGGUCAGCUUGAUCACAAACACACAACAACACACACUCAGACGGUUCUGCCUGACACUUGGAGGCAGAACGAGUCCAUACAGACUACUUUAUUUAUAUCUGUUAUUCAUCAUCAAAAUUUGUUUAAUUUUAAUCAGUUUGCUUUUGUAAGUAAUAAUCUGAUCUCAGACCAGAAAGGCGGCUCCCAAGCUGAGAAUCAGCCGAUGUAAAGACUGUUAAAGUUUAUCUUUUGUAUGCAAGUGUGGUUUCCCUUUAUUUCCCUCCUUCGGUUGUGUUUUUAUGUCUGUAUGAGAGAUGCUUCAUGUUAAAGAACACAAUUCUCACAGCAACCACAAGAACCUCACUCCUCCUCAGUGCAAAAAAAAAAAAAAAACCCACAGAAACUGUAAAUGCUCAGAUUUUUGAAGAGAGUGUAUAUAAUUAUUUGUUAUAAAUGUCAGUUUUGUGCGUUUAUUUUCCAAGUCUAUUCUGACAUAAAAAUAAGAGCGCUGUUAAUAGUCUAAUAAAGUGAGGUUUGCCUCAUAUGAGAAGUAUUGUAGCUUCAUUUCAGGAUGGAAAUAUAUCUGGUAUUAGUUUUAAAGUCUCAAAGUCCUCUUCAUGUUCAUUCAUAACCUUUUCUAUUUUUGUUAAUAAGGAAGAAAUAACCAAAACCUAAAAGUGAGGUCUUCUUCAGCAUAAAAAGGUUCAGAUGUUUAAGAUUAGAAGCCAAGCUGGUUUCAUUUUAAUCAUCAAAUUUUACAAUCAGUCAUGAGUGUUGAUCUCACAGUGUUAGGAGCUCUGAUGUUAUUAACAGCCCAAAACGGCAGUCACUGUGGGACUUGGACAUGAGUAGCCCCACGCUCAUUAGCACUUAAUUAAAUACUGAAAUAAUAAGUAAGUACUAUUACAUUUUGUUAGUUUGUUUUGAAUAUUAAAGCUUGUUUUGUUUUGAAUAAGAGCUGCUGACUGAAAGAACUGCUUGAUGGGGAAAUAUGUACUUCUGCAGAUUUAUAUUUGAGUUUGGGAAAAUUGUAAACUUUUUUUCCCCUCUGAGUUAAAGAGCCCUGGAGUCUCUGUGCAAAGACUGACUUACACCCAUGUCUCCAUAAAUGUGUGUGCAGUGAUGUCCCAGGUUUGAUUUAUCACUUGUAUUUUUUUUUAUUGUCAGUGAAACAUGGGUGCUGCGUAUGGUCUGUAGACCACUUAAAUGCUUUCUGACAAUGAAUUCCUUCAAAUAGACGUAUAAAGAGAUGAAGCGUCACUUUAAAGCUGAUCCUGGGUCAGCGUUUGUGGGAUGUCUGUUUCUGUCUACAUUGAAUAGCACAUAAUGUAUAGUAAAAAAGAAAAAAGGGAUACAGACUGUCCUAAUUCUUCUUUAAUAAAUUUGUUUUUUUUUUUAUAU